AAUGAUAAUAACAAUAAUAAUAACAAUAAUAAUACACUAUGUAACUGCGACCUGUUGUGGAGAAAUUAUAGACAAAUAACCCAAAUCUAUAGAUCUAAAGAUCAUAUAGUGAAUCAUAAUAAUACUAAUAAUAAUGAACAAUAAAAUCAUUGGACGUUGUGCAUUGUUGAGUGCAAAUGGGCGAUACCAACUUAUUCGUAUACAAACAAAAGUAUUUUAUUUAGUCAGUAAUUUCUCUCUUCCUUUUUUUAUUUCAGUCCGAAAGUAGAAAUGCAGCACUGCCCCUUUAACUGGGAACGUAUGACUUGGGUCUGACGUCAUCACGUACGUUAAUAAACAAACCGUCGCGCUGUGGUGCAGAAACAAGCACAGGUGUCUCUGUCUCUGUCUCUCUGAAGGUCCACAGAGGAAAUGAUCUACAUCAUAAUGGGAGUCUCUGGCUGUGGAAAAAGCAGCUUAGGGGCUUUUCUUUCAGAAAAGUUGGGCUGGCCGCUGCAUGAAGGAGAUGAUUUGCACCCACAGGAGAACAUUGUGAAGAUGUCACAGGGCGAACCACUCACAGAUGAGGACAGAUUACCUUGGCUCCUGCAACUACAUGGAGUCAUUCAAAGAGAAAGGUGUUCAGGCCGUGAUGGCUUUGUGACAUGCUCGGCCCUAAAGCGCCUCUACAGACAGAUCAUGCUGCAUGGGUCCACAGCCCUUGACCAAGAGAUCCGGCCUCCUGCCCCUCCUGACGUCUUCUUUCUGUUCCUGCACGGCGACUUCAGUCUCGUCCAUCAGAGGAUGAUGUCGCGGACGGCUCAUUUCAUGAAAGCCGACCUUCUGCAUUCCCAGUUUGAGCUUUUAGAGCCUCCGUUGGGGGACGAGGAGAAUGUGUUGUUCUUAGACAUCGCAAGAGACAUCAAUGAUAUCGCUUUGGAGGUUGAAAAGCACAUUAUCAGCCUCAAGCCACAACCAGUGAAGCUGUAACCACUGCAGCAGACCAGACAUGAUGAGGAUAAUCAUCAAGUGUUUUUAAGGGAAGGCAGUAUAGAAAUAAAUCAGUAUCUAGUGUGUGGAUUUUUAUGAACAUGAGCCUUUUUCCAGAUCAAAAAUGUCAUUUAAUUCAAUGAAAUGUCCAUUUACUUACUACUUACAGUAUGAUGUACUGUGGAGAUUCCCAAUGUUCUUCUGCACUGCCAAAAACACUGAAAAGUGUAGCAUACUACAUUCAUUUUUAUUCAUUAUCAUGAUGCAUUGAAUGUCAUUUGAUCUGAUUUACACAUUUUUUGAACUAACAGGUUAGACAGACUUCAGUGUGAGAGACACAAGCGUCUUUUAUCAGUCUCCAUCGUGACCAUCAACUCCUGUGAUUUGCAGUUGAUGGUAUGUAUAUCGGAUACUCUUCUGUAUGCAGCAGAGCAUCAAAUGAUGAUAAGAAGAAUAGACUAUUUGAGUUUGUAUAUAUUUUGUUAUAAGUCUAAAUCUUUGGCUUUUUAAUCACUGUUUUGUACUGAAUAUCAAUAAGUUUGAAUAUUUCACAUAAGUCACAUUUGUAAUUUCAGUGUUUGCAUUUCUAUAACAGGGGACUAAAGAUGCAACAAACAGUUUUUAAUCAAAUUAAUUUCUCAAGUGUUUUCUUGAUUUAUUGGAUUAAUCGAUCAUCUGUAGAACAAAAGAGAACUUCCUACAAGUGUCUGUCUUAUCUGCAGUUGUAGAUUAAACACUACAGGUUUGUUAUCUUAUUCAAACAAGUUCUCAUCAUGGAUGGGUUAAUAUGAAAAAUACUUAAAUUGAUUUAAGUAUUUUAAGGAUUGUCUGAGCUACUACCCAUCAUGCUCUGAUGUCAAGUCUAACAAAUGGUGCAGAAUAUAAUAAAGUGACAAUAAUAGACAA
This is a messenger RNA of Solea senegalensis (Senegalese sole), 1875 nucleotides long. RefSeq names its product probable gluconokinase. Gene Ontology annotation, molecular function: gluconokinase activity. The transcript is spliced from 6 exons. The record is from RefSeq and is a predicted model, not a curated record. Lineage: Eukaryota; Metazoa; Chordata; Actinopteri; Pleuronectiformes; Soleidae. Bases 412 to 969 code for a protein of 185 amino acids. Gene Ontology annotation, cellular component: cytoplasm.